AUGGCCUCUACCACCGGACAAGCUUACCUGCCGGACGCUAGCUGUGCCGUUUCCGAAACGGUGUGUGGCCGAGCUGGACAACUGCUGGGAAAUUGCUUCCGUAAUUUCACCCCAACCGUUGCCGUGGAGGCACUGCAUGCGGUCAAAAUUCCCGACUCGUUGGAAGAAAUCAGCAACCGGUGUCUCAUCUUCAACCGCGGCAUGGAAUGCGUCCGUCAGUAUUUGAAGGAGUGUGUCAACGCACGACAGCGCAAAAUAAUUGAAAACGAAGUGUACGGUGCUCAAAAGUUGUACGAAUUUCUGUGCUACGAUCAGGCCUUCCAGCGAGAGUUUUUACGGCACAAAAGCUGCUUUCAGCUGGUCCAUCCCGAGUGGGAUCUCUGCUCGAACCAGUUUAUUGGUGUGCUAAAGGACGAAAUGGCUCGCACCAACAAACAGUCGAUAAACGUCCAGUACAUCCACUUUUGCUGUGCCCGCUAUGCGUACGAAAACUGUGUGUACAGCAGUGCCCGGUUCAUCUGCAAACCGGAUUCGGCCAUGUUUUUGCGCCGGAUUGCCAACCUUCUGUCGACCGAUAAGCACUUUCUCAACUGUGAUAAGAUUGAAAAUGAGCUUUGCUCCGGUGCGGUAAGACAGCUGACGGCCACUAGCCACCUGGGGUACGUUACGGUUUUUGGUUCGCUGGUUGUGCUGACGAUGGGACGACGGUAG
Messenger RNA from Anopheles maculipalpis, 711 nucleotides. RefSeq lists its product as uncharacterized. Bases 1 to 711 code for a protein of 236 amino acids. NCBI's taxonomy places the organism in Eukaryota, Metazoa, Arthropoda, Insecta, Diptera, Culicidae. The transcript is spliced from 5 exons. The record is from RefSeq and is a predicted model, not a curated record.